Molecule: messenger RNA, 3640 nt
Organism: Orussus abietinus
Lineage: Eukaryota; Metazoa; Arthropoda; Insecta; Hymenoptera; Orussidae
Product: zinc finger protein 583
Exons: 8
Coding region: 342-2309 (655 amino acids)
Biological process (GO): regulation of cytokine production; regulation of immune system process; negative regulation of transcription by RNA polymerase II
Cellular component (GO): nucleus
Molecular function (GO): zinc ion binding
Source: RefSeq, a predicted model, not a curated record
GCAUGCGUAAGACUAGCAGAACACUUUUUAACAUAUAAUAUCUGAAAUUUAUGCAAAAUGUUCAUAAAAUAAUGUCGUGACACGUAUAAUUCCGUGCUGCUUCCGUUGAUUAGCUCGAAAGUGGACUCGAGUAACGUUUCCAUCUCUGAGAGAGGAAAAAAGAAGAGUUAAAAGGGUACACUCGCAGAUCCGCGGAAGCAACAUGUCCGCCCUCCGAUUGGCGUCCUCGCUGAUCUUUUGUUUACCAAGAAUUCUUGCGAGAGCGAAACCUUAAGAUGCCGGAGAAUUAACAACUCGAUAAUGACCAGUGCCGUGAAUAUACUAUCCCAUUGUCCCAACGAAUGAUGACGGAGCCGGAACUUUGCCGGCUGUGUGCCGAAACCAAAGAUACUUUCAUUGGGAUUUACGACGCCGAGGGCCAAAAGUUGGGGAUUGAGAGCAAAAUUGCUAAGUGUUUGCAAAUCCAGGUUGUUAUCACUGAUGGUUUACCGUUGUCGAUAUGCAUCGAUUGUUGCACCGUCUUAAAUCAAUGCAGUGAAUUCUAUGAGAAAACAAAUCAAGCGCAAGAUUCACUCCGCCAAUUAUUAAUAGACCCAAAGUCUGAACCGUCGCAAUUAGAGCCGAACCUAGACUAUGUGGAAAAAUCCAUAGAAUUUCCCAAAGAAGAAGUCACCGAGGGAAUUGUGAAUUGUCAUUUGCCUGAUAACUAUGUUAGCGAUUCGGUGAAUGAUAUUAGCGAUACUUACUUUAAUGAUGACAAUAAUGAAAGCGAUCCUGCCAAAUAUAAGAUAGAGGAAAUGCAGGAAGUUGUUAAAGAAAAGUCAUGUAAAACCUCGGAAAAGAAGAACUUGCCUAAGCAAACCAGAAGGAGACUGAAAAAGAAAACACAAGCACAAAAAAUGGAGGACUUGGAGUUGGACUUAACAUCUAAGUUGGAAGAAGAACAGGAUGACACGGAAAGUUUGAAAGUUAACAUAAAAAUUCCGGAGAAUUAUAUGACAGGUACCGAGUCAGACAUGAAAAUAAUAGAGGCUCGAGCUGCAGAACCUCCUAAACCUGGACGCAAGAGAGCAAAGGAUCUUGUUCGAUAUCCUUGGCUUUGUACCGAUUGCAAUGAUAAACUACCAAGUUUAGAAGCAUUAGAGGAACAUCAUGAAACAAUACAUAAUCAACAAGCAAAAUACAUGUGUGUUCAGUGUUGUAAAGUUUAUGAUAAGUACUAUGGAUUUCUUACACAUGUCAAACGGCAUAAAAACAAAUCAAAAUUCAAUUGUGAGGAUUGUGGAAAGUCCUUUGUUCACAAAAAGGUUUUAGAUUCACAUAAAAUCGUUCACAGUGAAGAGCGCCCACAUGUUUGUCAAACGUGUGGAAAAGCAUUUAGACAACAAAGUGCUUUGUAUAUACACAGUCGAUGUCAUUUACCAGAGACCAUGAAGAAUCGAUUUCCCUGUGAUCAAUGUGACAAAAGAUUUUCGACAAAACCUAAUCUAGUUACACAUAAACGUAUUCAUUCUGGCGUUAGAAAUUUUACCUGCGACCAAUGUGGUAAAAGUUUUAUACAGAAGGGAAAUUUGGAGGCUCAUUUCUUAACGCAUUCAGCUGAUAAGCCUUAUAGCUGUUCGCAAUGUUCGAAAGCAUUUAAGACACCAUUGCAAUUGAAAAAACAUGAAACAGUCCAUACGGGUGCUAAGCCACAUCAAUGUGCUGUAUGUGGACGCACAUUUAGAGAGAAGGGAACCUUGAGAGAACAUCAUAGAAUUCACACAGGAGCUAUGCCAUUUACGUGUGAAUUCUGUGGAAAGUGCUUCCGCUUCAAAGGAAUUUUAACAACACACAGGAGACAACAUACUGGUGAACGGCCAUACAGCUGCUUAGAGUGCCAGCAUCAUUUUACUAAUUGGCCGAAUUACAAUAAGCACAUGAAACGCAGACACGGAAUUAAUACAUCACAUACCAAACAUUUGCAACAAUCCCAACCGAUUCAGCAACAACAGCCACAGCCGAAUGCACAAGAAAGUCGUCCGGUUGCUGUAUCACAUACAACUCCAACAACGGUCCAAGUAAUCCAAACUGUGCCACAUGCAACAGUUGCCCAACCAAUUGUUGUGCAAACUAUUCCUACCACAGCUAUUCAAACUUUUCAGACGGACAUUCCAGUCACUGUUCAAGACACAGUGUUUCGAGAGCGAAACACUACAUACUUUAAUGCUGUCCCAGCUGCGUUGCAAAAUUUUUUACCCCCAAAUUUGCCAUAUAAUUUUUACAAUAUCUCAAACGUGACGGAGAAUGAUUUAAUUCAGCACAGAUAAGGUUAAGAGAGCAGUACUCUUUCAGAGACGAGUGAAAGGCGAAGGAUCGAAAGAUUGUUCAAAAGUGAACUUUUAUCUUCCAAAAACAGCUUUUGUGGAAAGGUAAAGAGUUGUGAUAAAUAACUUAUUAUUUGCUUUCAUUCCUAUUGUGUUUAAGCACCAAAUCGCAAUGUUCAAAUCAAAAUUGCUAUGUGGAUUACAUUACACUUUUUUUUUUCUUCAACACGUGAUUCAGUGGUUUAUUAGAAUUGAAAAGCUACAGAAACAUAAUCAUAAUGGAAUCAUGAGAUUUUAUAAUAACUUAUGUGGAAGGCGGCAUCGUCGACUGCACAUUUAUUCGAUCAUUUCAUAAAGCGAUAUUUAUGUAUUUACUCGAGCAUAUUACUAAAGUAAUUAUUUUUUUAAUCAAGUAUACAUUUACUAGGUAGACUUUAUCUCAUAUUUGCAUAUUAAUAAUCCGCAAUAUAAUUCACAAUGUAUCAUUUUUUUUUUUAAGCACUUGUAUUGUAUAUUUUACAAUGAAUGCGCGGAAAUAUUUUUCUUAGGUUUUACGGAUUUUUAAUUCUGUACGAGUUGUAUAUACUAAAGACAAAUUACGAUUAAAAUCAAAAUCUUUUAUAUGGCUAAUUGUCAUGUUGAAUAUCUGAAAUAGUUGAAGAUUUGUUAAAAAGAUUGCUAAGCAUCGAAUUAAAUUUAAGUAAAAAAUCAUUUGGGUUAUAUGAGUGACAAUAUGUGAUGAGUGUCGUAUUGAAAUAUACCAAAAGAUUGCGGCAACUGUGAACAAAAAGUGAACUUUUAGGUAGUAAGCGCAGUCUAAGCUUUAAGUUUUAACAAUUGGUUAGUAUUGAGAAUACGUGCUUAAUAAAACCAAUAGAAAAUUUGUUCAGAAAGUAUUACGUAUAUAGAUUAGGAUUAGAUUGCGGUUCAACACUGAUGAAAUGAGCUAAUAAUCUAUUAUUUUUAUGUUAUACAAACGUUUUUCCAGAGUUCAUUAUCCGUGCUGACUUAUUGGAGAACACGUUCACCGCCUAUGUUACAGUUUUACGUAUUUUAUUUUUUAUCAUCAGUUUGGCCGUAAUCUAUCGCACACAUCACUUUUUUUUUUAAAGUUAUACACCUGAAUCUGCCUGUCUAAACAUAUCUUAAGUUUAUUAUUUACGCAUUUUAAUGACUGAAUCAUUAUCAGAUAACUUCCAGAGCUUCGUUCACAUACUCCAUACGUUCGCUGACCUUAUUACCUAAUGUAAUUAUAUUUGACUACAGUACGAUAGAAAGUGUCUCUUAUUACACCGAUAAGUAUUGUCUUGGAAAAUAAAAGUUUGUAAACUCUA